CCUUUGACAACACCUGUGAUGUCGAAUGUGUCCUCAGCGCAGGCGGAUUUCGAUUUCUGGGAAUUUGUCUCCUGUUCUCGAUGCCAACUUCCAUUCGUCUCUGAUGCAGGAGCCACCAUCCCCUUCUGGCUAACAGAGUGCGGCCAUGUGUUGUGUAACACGCACCUCCAACCAGACCAGAGCUGCGCACAAUGCGGAAUGGCAGGGAUUCAGCUCGUUCCUCUUCAACGCGAAAUGGAGGCGCCCAUGUCGGAAUGGUUUCGUUCCGUACCUCAUGCCCUAGAUGCUGCAGCAUAUGCUGCAAAAUUCCAGCAAGACACGAUGGCGUUCCAAAUUCGAUUCUACAAAUCGAAGCAACAACAUCAACGCGCCGUCAUCGAUCGACUAAAACGAGAGACUGCUGAGCUUAAACAGGUCAACGCUGUUCUCAGUCAAGAAAACACCAAGUUUCGACAACAUCUAGGAUUUCAGGACGAGUUCGAGUCUUCAGACGCGCCCAAUAUCAAUAAUAAACGGCCCAUGGCUACAUCCAAUCACCAACGACCGCGGACCUCGAGUUCGCGAUCCGUUGCGACCCCGCUUGGGCCUAACCGUCUUACUCUCCCUCCUGGACAGCAGCCUCCCAGUCUAGCUGUCAAUGCUUCGGCAAGAUCGAACCUUGAGCACCCUUCUCAUCGGCCAGGUACCACCCAGUUUGCUGAACAAUACGCCUAUACAUCACCUGGACAAUAUGAUUCCCAGAAUCCUUCUUACGCUCAGCUAGCACCACGGCGAUCGAAGCAAACUCAAGAUCAAGAUCGGCGUCAAACCUAUCCCCGAGAGCCUCUGCCUUCUGGAAAGUUCAAGCCCGCACAGAAAGCACCGCUAUUGAGCCAUGCAAAUUCAAAUUCACGCGGUCAGGCGCAAGUUCUCCAACGUCAAUCCCAACCACAAACAAUGGCGCCUCCUCCAACGCCUGGAGAGCCUGGUCAACGGAAUAAAAUGCUUCCCCCCAUGGACCGGUUUGCAGCGCCAGCUUCGGAUCAACAGCGUUUUGUUCCUUCCACUUCAAGCGGUCUACCACAGCGACAAUCGCGCCACUCUUUGAGAGAUAUUUCGACCGCAACUCCUUAUAGAACAGGGAACAUUCCUGCGGGUAGCGGCCAGCGGGUUCCGUUUGUGCCCCAUGCAGUGGGAGGUUUUGGUUAGGUCUCGCCUUCCACAUCCUUCAGUCUACUGAGAGUCUCUGUGAUAUCUGGGCACGUGUUACAAAAUAACUUGAUUUUUACGAGUUUGAGUUUGGGCACUCGGAGACUAUGAACAGACUGGGAACAUUCAAUUCGUCAGAUAGGUGGUAGCUCCCUCGGCCCUUGACGAAUGAAUGCGAUUCCCG
Molecule: messenger RNA, 1372 nt
Organism: Mycena citricolor
Lineage: Eukaryota; Fungi; Basidiomycota; Agaricomycetes; Agaricales; Mycenaceae
Source: the annotation of a GenBank genome assembly